Messenger RNA from Ostertagia ostertagi, 789 nucleotides. The record is from the annotation of a GenBank genome assembly. Lineage: Eukaryota; Metazoa; Nematoda; Chromadorea; Rhabditida; Trichostrongylidae.
AUGAACUGCACAGUUAUCCAGUGCCCACGUGGCCCUCGUGGACCGCCUGGUAGCAACGGAGUGCCAGCGGAAGAUGGAUUACCUGGAGUUCCAGGACGUCCUGGAAUAGAUGGAGUAUUUUUAGGGGAAGAGACAGUCUGCCCACCCUGCCCGCCAGGGCCUCGUGGAGAGGAUGGACCACGAGGAGAGCAAGGUGAGCAGGGAAGACAAGGUGCAGCUGGAUUACCCGGAACUGAUGGAACAAACGAACCAGGUCCCAUUGGAGCACCUGGAAAUAGAGGUCAAUCAGGGAGACCUGGCAAACAAGGCAUCCCAGGUGAACCUGGACAAGAUGCAGUUCAGCUCAUCGGUGUACCUGGACCAAAAGGAGAACAGGGACCGCCUGGCUUUCCUGGUCCACGUGGUGAUCCAGGCCUUAGUGGACUGCCUGCUCCUCCAGGGUUGGAAGGGCCGCCUGGAUCUCUUGGAGAAACGGGUGAUCAAGGUGAAUUCGGAUUACGUGGCGCUCCAGGACGCAAGGGUCUCCCUGGAGAAGAUGGAGGAUACUGUCAAUGUCCUCCUAGAGAAGGAACCGGAGUGGCAAACCGUGCCGGCACACAAAGCAUACCUGGCAGUUGGGAGGAAUAUCCACAACCUCGAAAUCAGUACACAAAGGAGAAGCCACCGUUGUCAGUGAAGCCACAGUUCACUGAGGACGAAUAUAUUGAAUAUCAACGCAGAAAGAAAAACAAGCACUAUAGGGAUUCCCCUCAGGCACACAUCUGGUAUGUUGCUCUGUUUCAUUUGUGA